This is a messenger RNA of Ixodes scapularis (black-legged tick), 2617 nucleotides long. RefSeq names its product Golgi integral membrane protein 4. NCBI's taxonomy places the organism in Eukaryota, Metazoa, Arthropoda, Arachnida, Ixodida, Ixodidae. The record is from RefSeq and is a predicted model, not a curated record. Bases 186 to 2021 code for a protein of 611 amino acids. The transcript is spliced from 14 exons. Gene Ontology annotation, cellular component: Golgi apparatus; Golgi membrane.
AUGCGUCGGUCAGCCACGUCACGAAAUGUUUACGUUGGCUUGUGCGGUACCCUCAUCGAAGCAUGCCGAGGCACGACUGUAGUAAAUGCGGCGUCUAUAAUUCCGUGCCUACCCAACGAUUGAUUUGAUGCACCCGACCGGCGGACGAUAGGCCUUUUGCUUUCGGGAUGUGAAAUUAGGUCGACAUGAACACAGCCGUCAUCAUGAGGAAUUCGAAGGCCCGUACGUUCCUGUACGUGCUCCUCGCCUGCGCCAUGAUGUUCACGGUGUUCCUCCUGUCCUCCACGCACACCAAGCUCAAAGAAACGCAGGAGUCCCACGAGAAGUGCCAACAGCAGAGAGACUCGCUCUCCGCCCAACUCCAGGUUGUCUACGAACAUAAAAGCAGGCUGGAAAAGACACUUCAGACAGAAACCUUGGAGAGGAAAAAGGCGGACGAAGCACUGCAGCUGUCUAGAGAUGAGUGGGAGAGAGACAAGAAGGGGGUGCAGUCAAAAGCUGACCAGUUGGAGAGGAAAUUGGAAGAAAUGGAUAAAUCUCACCAGGAGGAGUUUGGGAACUUGAAGAGUAGCUACAACAGCCUCCAGCAAGAGAAGGAGAAGCUGGAGGCGGAUCUUGCGCGCCAUGUUGUCCUGCUGCAGCAGGAGAGGGAUGCCCACGUCAGCCUGAACAGAGAAAUCGCUGAGCUGCGAGACCUGAAACUAAAAGGCGAUGUUGCACUCGACACGGAGGUGAAGAAAAUGCGGAGUCAACUCGAAACGUGUCAUAGUGAACAGAACCUGCUUCAGGCUGCCAUUCAGCAGCUGAAGUCUGUCCAAAGGCCAGGCAUCGCCCCGCAGAUACCAGACGCGGAGAAGCUCCAGGACCAUGCUGCCAGCAACGUCCAGAGAGCGCAGGUGGUAGGUUCGGCCGAGGUUGGUGCCGUGCUACCGAAAUCUGAAGCUAAGGAGGCGGGAGGAGCUCAGAAAUAUGGCGAACAAAACCAACAGUUUGGGGCGGAAAGUCCACCGAGAAAGCAGAAAGAUGCCAAAGCCGGCGAUGGUGUCAACGGUGGGAUUCUGGGGGCACUUCCUGUCGCCAAAAGGCUCGAAGUGAACGAGCAAGUUGCGGCUCCGGCCGUAGCCAAGCCGUCCUCGACCACCACCACCACCAGCACGAUGAGGCCCGCACAGGCCCUUGGUGAUGGGGCAGUCAUUCCCCAGGGGGCAGCGCCACCACUCAGGGAUAAUCUGCACGUCCAGUUCAAGUCCCCGCAGAAUCCCAUUCAGCUCGAAGUUGCCAAGCAGCCCGCCGAGAUGCCUGUCGAACAACCUGGGCAACAGAUUGCUCAGCCUGCAGUUCCUCAGCUCCCUAAACCCGCACUGCCCUCGGUGGAAGCUGCCCUCCAGAAGUCCGUGGCUCCCAAAGCACCCAAGGCACUUGGUGUCGGACAGGCGGACAAGGAUCUGAGCGAUCAAGAGCAGCCGCCGCUCCAAGCACCUGAAAAUGAGAUUGGGGAUGGGGACGAGGCCAUUGCUGCUCCCAAGAAGCAAGAAGCGGCUGCCGGGCACGCCGAUGGAAACAAAGAGAUGCAAGUGCGCCCGCCAGUGGCCAAGCCAGCCCACGGCGAGGCGGGAGACCACCAGGUGGCGGCGGGCGGCGACUCCGUGCCCGUGCUGGGAGCGGCACCGGACGUGGAGGUUCCUCCGAAGCCGGUGAAUGGCGAAGCUGCCCAAGCCAAGAAAGGCAAUGCCCCUGCCAGGGGCCAUGAGGAGAACCUCUUGUGGGGAGGCCACAGGAACGGGGCUGCCUGGCAGGGAGGCCGGCAGGCGGAAGAGGACAACCAGGAGUACGUCAAUCCAGCCAAAGACGACGAUGCAGCGGAAGACCAAGAAGACGAUGGACCGUUUGGAGCGGCUGGAGAUGCCGCGCAGGGAAAACAUUUUCCGGAUGCUGCCGAUUUCGACGACCAGGCGGCCGAAGGCGACGUGCAGCAGCCUAACCAUGGACGGGAGGAAGGCAUGAUGGUGAAUCCAAAGUAGUGCCCUCCGUUUCACUCUCGUCUCCUUUUUGACGGCGAACUCUCCAAAGACGCGAGAAGACAGCAAGCCCGGUUGUCGGUCAAGUUUGGGACGAAGGAACAGACAUUGCGCGGUUCGCUCUUGUUUGCAUUUGUGCGUGUGUGUCAAAGACACGUGAUCUCGCUGCCGGAAAUGCUCGUGGAGCCUAAGCCGUUAGCAAGUGGGAGACGGCUCUGCUUCUUGGGAGACAAGGGGCCAUCGAAGGGCACCUCCCGACCUCGUUCAUCGAUUAUGCAAGCUUUUCGUUCUGUUUUCUGUCGCCUCUGCUUGAAGAACCCGCCGCUGCGAGGGAGUUUCUGCGGUCUGCCGGUGUCGUCGUUUUCCACUCCCUGAGUGCUGUGCAAGGACAGGACGUGGGAGAGCUGUGAUUUGUGGGGGCUUUCUCAAUGCAUUUCAGUGAUUGGGGGGGGGGGGGGGGGGGGUGUUCUUCAUUGACAGUUCCUUUUUUUAAUACAAUCUUUUUAUCGCUGUGUUCCUACGUUUUGUAUGCAAUAACACCGUGUAAUAUAAUUUUUUUUUUUUUGGAAGGGCUAUUAAAUUUGCACGUUGGCUUGGUU